UUUAUGCUCAGACAGGUCUGAGAUAUGCUGCUUUCCACAGUCAGCUGAGCUGAAGCAGCACAGUAUGUUCGGGACCUUCUGACUGCACCGGAGGACCUGCCGAGGGACGCGAUGGCGAGACAGUACCACCUGUACGCUAAGUUCACCCGGGUCUGGAUCCCCGACCCCGAGGAUGUGUGGAAGGCUGCGGAGAUCACCAGAGACUACAAGGAGGGAGACCCGGUCCUUCACCUCAAGCUGGAGGAUGAAACGCCUCUGGAGUAUCCCGUGGGUCCAAAGAGUAACGCUCUACCUUUCCUGCGUAACCCCGACAUCCUGGUGGGGGAGAAUGACCUCACCGCUCUCAGUUACCUGCACGAGCCCGCCGUCCUGCACAACCUCAAAGUCCGCUUCCUGGAGUCCAACCACAUCUACACGUACUGCGGGAUCGUGCUGGUGGCCAUCAACCCGUACGAGCAGCUGCAGAUCUACGGAGAGGAGGUGAUCACGGCCUACAGCGGGCAGAACAUGGGCGACAUGGACCCGCACAUCUUUGCUGUGGCUGAGGAGGCGUACAAGCAGAUGGCCAGAGACGAGAGGAAUCAGUCCAUCAUAGUGAGCGGAGAGUCCGGAGCGGGGAAGACGGUCUCUGCCAAGUACGCCAUGCGGUUCUUCGCCACGGUGGGAGGCUCGUCCAACGACACCACCGUGGAGGAGAAGGUGCUGGCCUCCAGCCCCAUCAUGGAGGCGAUCGGAAACGCAAAAACCACUCGUAAUGACAACAGCAGUCGGUUUGGAAAGUACAUCCAGAUCGGUUUCAGCCGGCGGUACAACAUCAUCGGCGCCAACAUGCGGACGUACCUGCUGGAGAAGUCCCGGGUGGUUUUCCAGGCCGAAGACGAGAGGAACUACCACAUAUUCUACCAGCUGUGUGCCUCGGCCAGCCUACCGGAGUUCAAGGAUCUCGGCCUCACCAGCGCCGAGGACUUCCACUUCACGUCUUUAGGGGAGAACAUCUUCAUCGAGGGAGUGAACGACGCCGAAGACUUUAAAAAGACCAGGGAGGCCUUCGCGCUGCUGGGUAUCAAGGACAGCAGUCAGAGCAGCAUUUUCAAAGUCAUCGCCGCCAUCCUCCACCUGGGCAACAUCGUGAUCUCCUCGGAGCGAGACGGAGAGUCCUGUCACAUCUCGGGCGACGACCUCCACCUGAAGCACUUCUGCCGGCUGCUGGGCGUGGAGCUGCAGCAGAUGCAGCACUGGCUCUGCCACAGGAAGCUGGCCACCACGUCCGAGACCUACGUGAAGAGCAUGUCCAGCAAGCAGGCCAACAACGCCCGCGACGCGCUCGCCAAGCACAUCUACGCUCGCAUGUUCGACUGGAUCGUGGAGCACAUCAACAAGGCCCUGCACACCUCCUCCAAGCAGCACUCCUUCAUCGGAGUCCUGGACAUCUACGGCUUCGAGACGUUCGAGGUGAACAGCUUCGAGCAGUUCUGCAUCAACUACGCCAACGAGAAGCUUCAGCAGCAGUUCAACUCUCACGUGUUUAAGUUGGAGCAGGAGGAGUACAUGAAGGAGCAGAUCCCCUGGACUCUGAUAGACUUCUACGAUAACCAGUCCUGCAUAGACCUGAUCGAGGCUCGACUCGGCAUCCUGGACCUGCUGGACGAAGAGUGUAAAGUGCCAAAGGGGACGGAUCAGAACUGGGCUCAGAAGCUCUACAAGCAGAACUCCGGCAGCGCCCACUUUCAGAAACCCCGUAUGUCCAACACGUCCUUCAUCAUCGUGCACUUUGCUGAUAAGGUGGAAUAUCAGUGUGAAGGCUUUCUGGAGAAGAACAGAGACACCGUCUACGAGGAGCAGAUCAACAUCCUGAAGGCCAGUCAGUUCCAGCUGGUAGCAGACCUGUUCCAAGAGAAAGACGACGUCGUCCCCGCCAAGUCCUCCAGAGUGAACGUCCGCUCAGCCAAGACGGUUCCCAAAGCGCCCAACAAAGAGCACAGGAAGACCGUGGGUCUCCAGUUCCGCAGCUCUCUCACUCUUCUCAUGGAGACUCUGAACGCUACGACUCCUCACUACGUCCGCUGCAUCAAACCCAACGAUGACAAGGAGCCCUUCUCGUUCGACUCCAAGCGAGCGGUGCAGCAGCUCCGAGCCUGCGGAGUCCUGGAGACGAUCCGGAUCAGCGCAGCCGGGUAUCCGUCCAGGUGGACGUACCCGGACUUCUUCAGCAGGUACCGAGUGCUGCUGAAGAAGUCUCAAAUGAUGUCUGCAGACAAGAAGCUGGUGUGUAAGAACCUGCUGGAGACGCUGAUUAAGGAGCCGGACAUGUUCCAGUUCGGUAAGACAAAGAUCUUCUUCCGGGCCGGGCAGGUAGCGUACCUGGAGAAGCUCCGGGCGGAUAAGUUCCGCUCGGCCUGCAUCAAGAUCCAGAAGACGGUGCGAGGCUGGCUGCAGAGAGUUCGAUACCGCAAGAUCCGGAAGUCUGCCAUCGCUCUGCAGAGAUACGGCCGAGGGUACCUGGCCCGCAGAUAUGCAGACUUCCUGCGUCUGACUCGAGCCGCCGUCAUCUCUCAGAAGCAGUACCGCAUGGUGAGAGAGCGGCGGGCCUACCUGAGGGUGAGACAGGCCGUGGUCACCAUCCAGGCCUUCGCCAGAGGGAUGUUCACCCGCAGGAUUUACUACGAGUUCCUGCUGCACCACAAGGCCAUGAUCAUCCAGAAGAGCGUCCGCGGCUGGCUGCAGAGGAAGAAGUUCAGGCGGCGCGCGACGCCGCCGUCACCAUCCAGUGUGCGUUCAGACGCACGCGAGCCAAGCGGCAGCUGCAGCAGCUGA
Micropterus salmoides (largemouth bass) is the source of this 2814-nucleotide messenger RNA. RefSeq names its product unconventional myosin-Vb-like. Gene Ontology annotation, cellular component: myosin complex; vesicle; actin cytoskeleton. The transcript is spliced from 21 exons. The coding region runs from base 112 to 2814 and encodes 900 amino acids. The record is from RefSeq and is a predicted model, not a curated record. NCBI's taxonomy places the organism in Eukaryota, Metazoa, Chordata, Actinopteri, Centrarchiformes, Centrarchidae. Gene Ontology annotation, molecular function: microfilament motor activity; actin filament binding; ATP binding. Gene Ontology annotation, biological process: vesicle transport along actin filament; actin filament organization.